Diabrotica virgifera virgifera (western corn rootworm) is the source of this 2143-nucleotide messenger RNA. Its product is annotated as ankyrin-3-like. The coding region runs from base 155 to 1732 and encodes 525 amino acids. Gene Ontology annotation, molecular function: protein binding. Lineage: Eukaryota; Metazoa; Arthropoda; Insecta; Coleoptera; Chrysomelidae. The record is from RefSeq and is a predicted model, not a curated record. The transcript has 2 exons.
CUCCCCUCUCGUUAGUAUGUCUUAUCAUCCUGUUAAAUCACAGUAUCAUGGGAUGUGAUUUACUUCUUACAUUAUGAAAUGUAUUAAAAAGUGAAUAAACCACAUUGUUUUUGUGUUUGAAUAAUAUAAUUAAUUAAUCUUGGCAAGCAGUUAAAUGGAUAGCAGUGAAUCGCUGUUGAUGUUAGCAAUAGAAGAUGAUGACUGUGCCGAAGUUGCCAUAUUACUAGACAAAGGUGUGGUCAUAAGUUAUAUAGAACCGGCAGGAUUUUCACCGUUAUUCACAGCUGUAUAUAGGGGAAAUUUAGAGACAGUAGAACUCUUACUUAAAAGAAAUGCCAAUGUUAAUGCCAAUGUUAACACCUAUGAAAAUCGAUUUGUUCAAUAUGUACCUCCGCUUCUACACCUAGCAGCCUGGUGUGGUCGUCUUGAUGUGUUAACCUUAUUGAUCGCAUAUGGUGCAUCUUUAGAAACCAAAUGUAUAAAUGGAUUACUACCAAUACAUAUAGCAGCAGAAGGAGGCUGUUUUAAUAUAGUUAAAUAUUUUAUAGAAAAUAAAUUGUAUCAUGUUAAUACUACAUGUCGUAGGGACCUUCGGACGCCUUUAAUGUAUGCUGUCACCGCAAGUCACACAGAAAUUGUUGAGUAUUUAGGCCAAUACAAUGCCGAUGUUAAUACAGCAGAUGUGUCUGGAAAUACAGCCUUGCACUUUGCAUGUCUGAAAAAUCUUGAAGAUAUUAUCAAUAUAUUGAUAAGGAAAGGUUCUAACCUCGAUGCUAAAAGGGGCGAUGGAGAAACACCUCUACAAAUAUGUGUUAGGCAGGGAAACCUUAGCGCAGCAAGGCGUCUUAUAGAAAGCGGGGCAAGAUCUUAUCUUGAAAGAGGUGUUAGUGGCAACAGCCCAAUGCACUUAGCAGUUCAGUACAAUCAAAAGGAAAUGCUGGAAUAUUUCUUCAAAAUGGGCAUUAGUGCUGAUUUUCAAACAGUACGUGGCUACUCUUUGUUGCAUGAGGCUGUUGAAUGUGGCAAACCACAAAUGGUUGAGUUUUUACUUCAAAACGGAGCAAAUACCGAGAGUAAAAUGAAUUCUUUUACAGCCUUACAUAUGGCUUCAACGUUUAUGUACUUUGAUGUUAUACAAGUUUUAUUAAAUAAUGGAGCUGAUGUAAUGGCAGUAGAUAAAAAUGGUCAAAGACCAUUAGAUUUUUUGUAUGAAAAUUUUAUUGAUGAUGUACGGGAGCUGGAAAGCGAUAGAAUAAAAUGUUGUACGGAGCUAUUAGUAAAACAUAUGUUAUUAUUUUACAAAUAUAUAGAAGUGUCAAAGUUUGAUAAAUUUCCAUGUGGAGCAAGUAUAGAUGAAUUUAAACAGAAGUGCCAAGAAGAAAUCGAACAAAUGAAAACCUGUUUGAUAAAAAAUACCACAGUGUCUUUAUAUACCUUUUUACAAGCCUUACGCAAUAAAAAUAAAUUAUUAAUUUUUUUACGCAAUCACGAAUUACAAGAAGAACUGAACAAUGUUACACAGUAUAUUGACAAAUAUCCGAUUUACUCCAGCCUUUUGCCAAUGAUCUUAGAUGAAGUACAUAACGGUAUGGAAAGACUACUGUUACUAGAAAAAGCUGGUACUGCAAUGGAUAUCAUUGUUCCAAACCUUAUAUUGGAGUGUAAAAUAAACAUCUUACAAAUGCUAAACAAUAAGGAUCUUUCUAGUCUCAUUGAAUCGGUAAAAGUCUAAAGUCUAAUUUUUUUAGUCAUGCCUUAUUUUGCUUCCUCUUCGAGUGCUUUAUACUUUUAAAAGCGUUGCUCAUCGGUAGCACUUUAUGUAGGAACUUAUUUCAUUUUUUUAUUAGUGUAACUAUCAUAGGUUGAUUCAUCAUGAUAUUCGUUUAUAUCAAUCGGUCCCCUUUUUUGCUAUUAAUGAAAUUUUUCAGCAAUCCACAUUGUGUAUAGUAUAGAGUAUAGCGCAUAAUAUUCAAGUAUUAUAUGCUUAUAUUCGUAAUAUUCAUAGUAUGCCAAAUUGAAUAAAUUCGAUCAACAUUUUAAUAUACAGAUUCGUCUUUUCUUACACAUGUUUUUCAACAAAAUAUUUUUAUAUCUAUUAUACCUUUUUGUAUCCUUUUUAUACCAAUAUCCUAUACCUUUUGUA